This is a messenger RNA of Polychytrium aggregatum, 1004 nucleotides long. Its product is annotated as NADP-dependent oxidoreductase domain-containing protein. The record is from RefSeq and is a predicted model, not a curated record. The coding region runs from base 75 to 977 and encodes 300 amino acids. The transcript has 6 exons. NCBI's taxonomy places the organism in Eukaryota, Fungi, Chytridiomycota, Chytridiomycetes, Polychytriales. Gene Ontology annotation, molecular function: oxidoreductase activity.
UGCAUCUCCGGCGCGAUCGCUUGCUCGCAGCAACCACGGCGGACUCAACGCACCGACGAAGCAGCAUCGUACGCAUGUCUCGAGGCGCCGACUUUGUGCCGGCCGUGACGCUGGCAGACAACCGGGUCAUGCCGUCUCUGGGUCUGGGAACGUACCGACUCAAGGGCGAGCUGUGCCAAACGAUCAUCAAGGAGGCGAUACGGGCUGGAUACCGUCUCAUUGACACUGCGGCUGUAUACAAGAACGAGGCAGAGAUCGGGGCAGCCAUUGCCGAGCUGAUUGCCAAGAGCGAGAUCAGCCGGUCCGACAUCUUCAUCACCAGCAAAAUCGCCCCCAAGGACCAGGGAUACGACAAGGCAUACAAAGCCGUGAGCGAUGCGCUGGUGCGAUUUGGCCCGGCCAUUCAAUACAUCGAUCUGAUGCUGAUCCACUGGCCAGGAACCCAGGGCCUGCAUAUCGAACAUGCCAAGAACCCCGUCAACCGCCGAGAGACGUGGCGGGCGCUCGAGCAGCACCACCGAGAGCGGCGAAUCCGAUCCAUCGGCGUGUCGAACUUUACCGUUGUUCACCUGCAAGACCUGCUGGCCCACGCUGCGAUCCGGCCGGUCGUGAACCAAUUCGAGCUGCAUCCGCUGCUGUAUCAACGUGGACUCGUCGACUUUUGCAGUGGCCAUUCGAUCCAAGUCGAGGCGUACGCCUCGCUGGGGGAAGGACGCCUCGUCAACGGCGAUGUCGAAAUCCUGCCCCUGAAGAGUAUCUGCCAAUCACACAAUGUCACUCCGGCACAGGCGCUGCUUCGAUGGGCGGUUCACCAUGGAUGGGUUGUCAUCCCCAAGGCCAGCUCCACAGCCCGACUGCACGAGAACCUGGAGAUCUUUCGAUUCAAGCUGUCGCCCGAGGAGAUCAAGUCGCUUGAUGAUAUUUCGCGACUGAUCGAGCCAACGAGGUUCUGCUGGGACCCCACCUCAGUUUCGUGAACCGAAGCAGAAUAGCCUGGCUUGGAU